Cynocephalus volans (Philippine flying lemur) is the source of this 1648-nucleotide messenger RNA. RefSeq names its product mitochondrial ribosomal protein S5 (gene MRPS5). Gene Ontology annotation, molecular function: structural constituent of ribosome; RNA binding. Gene Ontology annotation, biological process: translation. Bases 207 to 1499 code for a protein of 430 amino acids. Gene Ontology annotation, cellular component: ribosome. The transcript is spliced from 12 exons. The record is from RefSeq and is a predicted model, not a curated record. Lineage: Eukaryota; Metazoa; Chordata; Mammalia; Dermoptera; Cynocephalidae.
CGCGGGGCUGUCCGCGGCCGCGCCGGUCUCAGCCUAUCUCGCGACCCGUCCCGACAGUCCCCCACCUCGGUCUGCGCUGCAGGGUGGCCCUCCGGCCUCGAGAAUUCAGCCGCGGGUCGAGGCCCGCCAUUUGACGAGGGACAGUCGCGGUAGGCGGUGGGGAAGGUGGCCCUCGACGGAGGCGGAGGCCCUGGUCGGGCUGCGACAUGGCGGCGGCGGUGCGAGCUGCGGGCCGCCUACCUGCGCUGUGGGGCUUGCGGUCGGGUCAUUUAUGGUGCAAACAGCUUUCCCUAAACACCUUUCCAACUGCUUCUAUUUUGGCGUUGAAGACUGCUCUCAGCAGUGGCUCUUUGUCAGCACUGGGAACCAGAGACAACCAUCAUUGCAUCAGCUUGAGCCAUGUGCUGCAGACACAAUGCUGCAUUUCUUCUCCCAGUAACUUGAUGGGCCAGCAAUGUAGACCCUAUAGUUUCUUCACUAAAUUGACAGCAGAUGAGCUAUGGAAAGGUGCUUUAGCAGAGACUGGUACUGCAGCAAGAAAAGGAAGAGGCAAAAGAACUAAGAAAAAGAGAAGAAAGGAUUUGAACAGGGGUCAGAUCAUUGGUGAAGGGCAUUCGGGUUUUCUGUGGCCUGGUCUGAACGUCCCUCUUAUGAGAAAUGGAAUACUGCAGACCAUUGCCCAAAGAAGCAAGGAAGAGCAGGAGAAGGUGGAGGCAAACAUGGUCGAGAAGAGAGAAGAGUGGGACCGGAGGAGGAAGAUGAAGGUUAAACGGGAGCGAGGAUGGAGUGGAAAUUCAUGGGGAGGCCUCAGUCUUGGUCCCCCUGACCCCGGUCCCAAUGGAGAAACGUAUGAGGAUUUUGAUUCCAGGAUACUUGAGGUAAGAAAUGUUUUCAAUAUGACGGCAAAAGAGGGAAGAAAGAAAUCAGUCCGGGUCCUGGUCGCCGUGGGGAAUGGAAAUGGAGCUGCAGGUUUUGCUAUUGGGAAAGCCUCUGAACGAAAGGAUGCUUUUAGAAAAGCAAAGAACAAAGCAAUUCGCUAUUUGCAUUACAUAGAACGAUAUGAAGACCAUACAAUAUUCCAUGAUAUUUCUUUAAGAUUUAAAAGGACACAUAUCAAGAUGAAGAAACAACCGAGAGGUUAUGGCCUCCACUGCCACAGGGCCAUCAUCACCAUCUGCCGGCUCAUUGGCAUCAAAGACAUGUAUGCCAAGGUCUCUGGGUCCAUGAACAUGAUCAGCCUCACCCGGGGCCUCUUCCGUGGGCUCUCCCACCAGGAAACCCAUCAGCAGUUGGCUGAUAAGAAGAGUCUCCAUGUUGUGGAAUUCCGGGAGGAGUGUGGCCCUCUGCCCAUUGUGGUUGCUUCCCCGCAGGGGCCCUUGAGAAAGGAUCCAGAGCCAGAAGAGGAGGUUCCAGACAUCAAACUGGACUGGGAUGAUGUGAAGGCUGCACAGGGAAUGAAGCGCUGUGUGUGGGCAGGUUUAAAGAGAGCCGCCACCUAACCUUCCCUCUGGCCUUGUACAGCCAGUUCCUCAUGCUCUCUGGCACCUGGGAGAGACUCAACCCUUGUACCUUAGGAUGUCUUUUUUUAGUUUUUUUGAGGAAAGUCCAACCGUAACUCCUUAUUUACAAAUAAAUAAUUAAUAGCUUA